GUUUUCUGGAUAUGAUUUCAACUCUGUGGGUUUUUAUUGUAUUGAGUAGUGGUUGAGUUCGAUAUUUAGAUUGCUGCAUGUGGUUUCAAACUCUCUGUGGAUUGUUAUUUUAAUAAUCUUGAACUUUGUGAUAGAUGGUGGUGCUAUGAUUUUAAGGAUAUUAGGAAACUUAUAAAUGUUGAACAUUUUUAUGUUGUUAUUUCAAGUGUUUUGUGGAAAUUUUUGUUGAUGUCGAUUUUGUCAUGUGUUUGAUCCAACUGAUUUACUUUGAACCAUAUAUGUUGAAUUUCGAUUGUAGUAAAUUAGUAACGAGGUAGGGGGAUAUAAUGAUUGAGCACAAGAUGCCCUUUCGUAAUUCGAGGCCCAGUACUAGGAAACGUUACAGCUUCCCAAACAGAGGAAUGGCCUGGGCCCAAAACAUGACCUAGUUCAUAUGCAGAUUCUAGUGAUUUUGUAUUUCGUGAUUGUCACAAUAUCCCUCCAUUUCCCAUUUAUCAAAAAUGGAAAUGGCAUAUGGUUUCCUUGCUGCUAACUGUAUGGCGCAUGCCAAUGUCCGAAGCAAUUGUCUCAGUCAUUAAUGCUGUGCUAGCAUUCUCAUUUCCAUGUUCCCCAUCUAUUAAAUAGAUUACCACAACAGUCCCUUACCGCAACACCAUAACCCCCCCAAUAAAGUCUGGCGAUAUAC
Rubroshorea leprosula is the source of this 685-nucleotide messenger RNA. The record is from the annotation of a GenBank genome assembly. NCBI's taxonomy places the organism in Eukaryota, Viridiplantae, Streptophyta, Magnoliopsida, Malvales, Dipterocarpaceae.